Molecule: messenger RNA, 1551 nt
Organism: Henningerozyma blattae CBS 6284
Lineage: Eukaryota; Fungi; Ascomycota; Saccharomycetes; Saccharomycetales; Saccharomycetaceae
Gene: KCH1
Product: Kch1p
Exons: 1
Coding region: 1-1551 (516 amino acids)
Biological process (GO): potassium ion transmembrane transport
Cellular component (GO): plasma membrane
Molecular function (GO): potassium ion transmembrane transporter activity
Source: RefSeq, a predicted model, not a curated record
AUGUUUAAAAGUGACUGGAAUUACAAUGUCAGUAGCAAAACUUUCAAGGAGUUAGAUCUGUCGAUCUUUUUUACUCAUAAGUCGAAAACUAUAUCUCGAUAUAUUUUUUCAAUCUGGGCUAUUACAGUUUUAAAAAUUGCUCUAUUAUGCUCUGACAUUUAUACAUGCAUUAAGUUAUUAGCAUUCAAUACUUGGGCCAACGAAGUAAUACAACCUUAUCUAUCCUUCAAAAUAUCUAAAUGGCUAUUUAGUGCAUGUAUAUUGGCAUCUGUUGUGCUGUUAGUAUGGGAAGCCGUGUGUGGCAUUAGAAUUUUUAGAACAGGCAAUAUUGCCUUAACAUAUGUGAAUAAUUUCUCUCGAUUCUUAAACUCAUUAUUCAAUUAUAAUAGAUUUUGUGUUUAUGAUAGGAUUUCUCCAGAAGGUAAAAGUCAAAAACUAGCUUUCUUCGCAUUUUUUGAACUAAAAGACUGCAUUAGAUUAUUAUUUGCUGAUUCGCCAAGACAGGUUAUUAAUGGAUUAACUUUAUGGUCUGUAUUAUUAACAGUACAUAGCAAUAGUGACUUAAAAGAUUUACAGACAUUCAAUAACUUAAUUUCCCGAAUUAAGAGGAUUGCUAAAACUAAUUAUGAAGAAGCUGUGAUUUUAUCUUUUAUGCUAUUUUCAUUUAUUAUCUGGCUAGCCUUUAUAAUCAAAUUCUUCAUUGCAGUAGGUUGUGCCAUUUAUGUCUAUAUAAAAUUUUUGCCUGAAAGAAAUAUUGGAAGUCUUCGACAAUUUGUUUGCAUUACAAUUGCUCAAAAUAUUGAUUUACUGGUCAUCAAACAAACUCGAAAACGUUUAUUAAGAAAAGAAAAGCCAAGCGGAGAAGCUCAAUUAAAUGAUAAUAUUGAUUUGGAGAAUAUUGAUGGAGAUUACUUUACGACAUCAUCUGAAUUCAGAAAUAAUAGUUCCAUUUCAGUAAUUGGAGAUACAGCAGAGACUGAUUCUUUGGAGGAAACGGUUAAAACACCAUUUAUGAAAACUACUUGCGGGAAUGAUAUUGAAAAGCUAGCUUCCGAUAAUAUAAGUGGCAUUGAAGUUGAUAAUGCAUCAGAUAUAUCUUUAGGACAGUUAAAUCCUACAGAAUUUUCCUCUCCAAUUAUGAGUACUAAAAGAAAUAGUACCAACAUAUACGCAUUAAAACACGUCUUAGAUUGUAAAUCGGCAGACAAUCUAACUCUUAAUAGCUCUCAGGAUAAUACAAAUAAAGCUCUAUCUAAAUACCAUUUGCAAAAUAAGUAUCCCAAUAACAAUGGUUUAGAGUUAUGUAUGAAAGAUGGUUCACUGCUAUAUGACAAUACUGCCUAUAAAAAUAGUUAUUCAAGCAUAAAUAUUCCUAGGAGAAAGCCGCCAUCUCUAAAGAUCGAUAAUAAUAUUAAAACUAGAAAACAUAUAUUAACUCCAGCAGGCGUCUACUUCUCAAAAUCUCAAGUAAAUGUAACUAAGACAUCACAACCAUUAAAAAUAGAAGGGGAGAAUGGCGUCACUGAGCGGGGAAUUAUCGAAUCACCAUAA